AUGCCGAAGUUGAAAACGCGGAAUCACAAGGACAACAAGACAGUGUCAAAGAAAAGGAAGAACGAUGAAGCGGAUAGUAGGAGUCGGUCGAGAUCUCUAGAUAUGAGGAAGCGAAGGAAAAUACAAGCUACCAACGCAGACAAAAUUGCAAGAUCAGGGAAGCGAGAAAAGAUUGAAUCAUGCAAGAAAGACGACAGGGAGAAUAAAAGCAAAGAGACAGAUAAGUUCAAGUUUCGUUGCAGAACCAAUGGUAUACAUAAAAUACGAGCGCAACUCUACAAGAAAGGAGCUAAUCUAGAAGGUAUCAAUAGUCAACUGGAUAAGGCUGGCCUGAGGGGCAUCCUUGAGGUAUCAAUUACUGUGGUCGACCAUGGCAUUGUUUCAGAUAUCAUCAUGUUGUACGAUCCAUCCAGCGGACUUUUUGACAUGGGGGGAAGGUAA
Messenger RNA from Linum trigynum, 441 nucleotides. Lineage: Eukaryota; Viridiplantae; Streptophyta; Magnoliopsida; Malpighiales; Linaceae. The record is from the annotation of a GenBank genome assembly.